Psylliodes chrysocephalus is the source of this 5649-nucleotide messenger RNA. Lineage: Eukaryota; Metazoa; Arthropoda; Insecta; Coleoptera; Chrysomelidae. The record is from the annotation of a GenBank genome assembly.
GUCAUAUCAACAUAUCAACGCGAGAAGAAAAAAGUAUGGUGCAUUUUUGAUAUAUUUAAUUAUGAUGUUACAUUUUAAGAGAAAAACAUUAAUUUGUUGAUUGUUAUUAAGUUUAAAAUUUUUAAUUAUACAUGUUUAAUAUUUUGGAAUACUAUGAAGAUUAUCUUUUUAUUUUUAAGACCCAGUACACUCAACUGAAAUUAGAUUUUAAAGGAAAUAAGUGAUCGAUCUGCUACAAUGUUUAAUUUAUUUAAUGGAUUGUCUUCGUCAGGUUCUGGUUAUAUACCGGAAAUGGAGCAAAUUAUUAGCCAGCUUGAAAGAGGUACAUUGGUAACGAAGUAUUCCUGGAGAAAGAAACCUGAAAGGAAAACUUUGGCUAUUAGAAGGGAGACAAAACAAUUAAUUUGGACCAGACCUGCAUGUAAUUCCAAGCCAUCUUUUGAUGCGGCAGUUAACUUAAGUGAAGUUAAAGAAAUAAGAUUGGGAACAGGAAGCAAAGAUUUUGAAAGGUGGCCAGAUGAGUCAAAGAAAAUUGAAAACAAGUGUUUUGUAGUUUACUAUGGAGUGGAAUUUAAAUUAAGAGUUUUAAGCAUUGCUGCAUUGUCGGAAGCAGAAUGUGAAAGAUGGUUAAAAGGACUAAGGUAUUUGGUUGAAGACACUAUUAAAGCUCCAUAUCCCUUACAAAUACAAAGUUGGUUAAGAAGGGAGUUUUAUUCCAUGGAAGGGUCUAGAGACAGUAUAACAUUAAAAGAUCUGAAAUCGUUCUUCCCAAAGAAAAUGCCAAACAAUAAAUUACGGGAAUAUUUCAAUGAGACUGAUACUAGAAAAAGAGGUGAAAUUGGCUUUGAUGAUUUCGCUAAUUUGUAUCAAAAAAUUAUUUUUGAAGAAGGGAAAGCCCAUGAACUAUUUGACAAAAUAUCCGAGUAUUUAUCAACCCACAAAACCAUAAACUUGCCGGAAAUGGUAAGUUUCCUUAUAAAUGAACAAGUCGACUCACUAGGUAAUGAUGACAGAGCUGUAUCUCAAUUUGUUUGCGAUUUUUUGAAAGAUCCACAAAGAGAAGUUCAAGAACCAUUUUUGACCAUUCCUGAAUUUUUGGACUUUCUGUUUUCCAAACAGAAUGAUCUUUGGGAUCCGAAAAAAGAUAUUAUUUAUCACGAUAUGUCAAAGCCUUUGUCACAUUAUUGGAUCUCUUCUUCACAUAAUACUUAUUUAACUGGCGACCAGUGGUCCAGUGAAUCUUCUGUUGAAGCAUAUGUCAGAUGUUUACGGAUGGGAUGUAGAUGUAUCGAAUUAGACUGCUGGGAUGGCCCAGAUGGUUACCCUUUCAUCUAUCAUGGUCAUACUCUUACAACUAAAAUCAAAUUCAUGGAUGUUAUUAAAACAAUCAAAGAACACGCAUUCGCCACUUCUGAAUUUCCUGUAAUUUUGUCAAUUGAGGACAAUUGUACUCUACCUCAGCAGAAGAAAAUGGCGUCAGCGAUGCAAGAAGUAUUUGGUGAUAUGUUACUUUCUCAACCUGUUGAAAGCUGCGAAACAAAGCUUCCAUCUCCUAGCGCACUCCGCAAAAAAAUCAUCCUCAAACACAAGAAACUUCCAGAUGGACAAGACGAAAGUUCAUUUUUAAUCAGGAACGACGCAACCGACAUGGAUCUCAGAAAUUCAAUCAUAAAUGGAAUUAUGUAUCUUGAAGAUCGCGUAGACAAGGAAUGGAAUCCACACUUUUUUGUAUUAACUCAAACCAAACUUUUCUAUUUUGAUAGAUAUAAAUUAAACCAGGAAUCUGAAAAGUCUGAAGACGAAGAUGACAGUGGUUCAUUUCAAAGGCCAAAAAAUAAUGUUUCUAAUGAAGAAUUACAUUCUAGUGAGAAAUGGUUCCAUGGAAGACUUCCAAAGGGUAGGGAGGAAGCUGAACAGUUGCUGAGGGCUUACUCCCAUUUAGGCGAAGGAACUUUUCUUGUGAGAGACAGCGUAACAUUUGUGGGUGAAUUUUGCCUGUCAUUUUGGAGAAACGGGCAAGUAAAUCACUGCAGAAUUAAAUCGAAACAAGAUCGCCAACAAACCAAGUAUUACCUUAUAGAAGCCAAGUAUUUUGAUAGUUUGUACAGUCUGAUCACUUAUUAUCGCACUUCACCUCUAGUCACAGCGGAAUUUUCGAUUACUUUACAAGAACCGGUACCGCAGCCUAAUUUACACGAAAACAAAGAGUGGUACCACAAAAAUACGGGGAAAAAUCAGGCCGAAGAAAUCUUGAGGAGAGAAAAAUUAGAGGGGGCUUUUCUAGUCAGACCAAGCGAGAAUGAUUCUAGUUGUUAUACUAUUAGUUUUAGAGCUGAUAAAAAAAGUAAACAUUGUAGAAUAAAAUUGGAAGGAAGACUGUACACAAUUGGCAAUGUAGAAUUUGAAAGUUUAGUUUCAUUAAUCAAUUACUAUGAAACUCAUCCCUUGUACAGGCGGGUAAAGCUUAGUCAUCCUAUUAGCGAAGAAAAGGUUAGAAGAAUGGUAAUGGAACAGAAUGACGCGUCUGCAUACGCAACUCCUUCAUAUAUGGAUCCAAGCAGUAUCAACUCUAACGUAACGUGCAUUGCCAUUUAUGAUUACAAGGCUUCUCGAGAAGAUGAAUUAUCUUUUUGCAAACAUGCUAUUAUUACUAACGUAAAUAAAAGCACCGAUAUUGACGGUUGGUGGAAGGGAGAUUAUGGUGGUCUAAGACAACGAUACUUCCCUAGUAUUCGGGUGCGAGAAAUUGAAAGAACUGAAACACAAGAAGUCGAUGAAACGUCUGGAGAACCUACAUUACAAGGUAGUUUGGACAUGAAUGGAGUUUUAGCCUCUUAUUGUCCGAAUCCCGGACAACCGAUGGAGUGGAUAAUUAAGAUAAACCCAACAACAGCAGGUCCAUUAGAAUGUGCAGUCGAAUCCGAAGAUAUCGCACGUGAUUGGUGUUCUGCUAUUGAGAAAGUUUCUAAAAUGGCGACUCGUCUGGAAACUCAGCAUCGUGAAAUGGAGAGAGCCUUUAAAAUCGCAAAAGAAAUGUCGAAUCUUAUAAUCUAUUGUCAGUCAACAACUUUCAAUUUAGAAAAACUUAAACAACAAGGUUUCCUCUUUUACGAAAUGUCUUCUUUUCCGGAAAAUAAGGCAGAAAAGUUGAUUUGCCAACAGGAAAGGAAGUUUUUCUUGAAAUAUCAUCAUCACCAAUUUUCUAGGGUAUACCCCAAGGGUCAAAGAAUUGACUCUUCAAAUUACAAUCCCAUAAAUAUGUGGAAUUGUGGUUCCCAAAUGGUUGCAUUGAAUUUUCAAACUGGCGACAAGCCAAUGCAACUGAAUCAAGCGAAAUUCAGAGAUAAUGGCAAUUGUGGAUAUUUGUUGAAGCCAGAUUUUAUGUUCCACGACGAGUUUGAUCCUAAUGACAAAUAUUCUUUAAUUGGUGUGGAACCAUUAAAAAUAUCUAUUAGGAUUAUAGCUGGAAGACAUUUGUCCAGGUUGAAAAAAGGAACAGCUAGUCCAUUUGUAGAAGUGGAAGUAAUUGGCGCUGUAUAUGAUUCUGGAGUAAAACUUGUCACCAAACACAUUUUGGACAAUGGAUUAAAUCCAAAGUGGAAUGAAGAAAUUUGCGAAUUUAUAGUAACGAAUCCCCAUUUUGCUCUUUUGAGGUUCCUUGUACAAGACGAAGAUGUAUUUGGUGAACCCAAUUUUAUUGGCCAAGCUACUUAUCCUGUGAAUUGUAUAAGAAGCGGAUACAGGAGUGUUUGGUUAAAGAAUGCCUACAGUGAAGAUAUCGAACUUUCUUCAUUAUUGAUACACAUAAGUAUUAAACCUGUAUCUACAAGCUAAUCAAUUUAGAUUAUAAACCAGCAUGAUAAUUUGUUGGCAUAUCAAAUAUUGUAAUGCUUCAAUUUCCUAAUUGAACCUAGUUGAAAGUUUGAAGAAGAAUUUCUUUCAAAAUUUGCGACUUCCUAUUAAGAACAAAAAAAUUGAGUGAGGUAAAGGAACUCCUUUAAAUCGAUCAAUUUUUGCAUCGCAAAAAUACAAGCACAAAAACGAUCGGAAACGUUUUCUAAGAGAUUUUAAGAAAAUAUAAUACUAUGCCAGUAUUAUUGCCGAUUUCAAUUUAAAAAAGAAAUAUUAACUUUGUUAAAUAAAAAUAUCAGCCUAAAAGUUAAUUUCGUUCCUAGAAUGAUAAUCAUUAAAAACAAAGUAUUUUUAUUAAUAGGUACAUAUUAAAUUAGUUUGUUAAAAUUUAUGGAUUUUAAAAAUGAAAAUCGAAUAUUGAUCGAAAUCGUUUUAAAUAAAUUUAAUCAUUUUUUUUUUUUUUAAGUAGGUGUUUCAUCUUUAUACAUUUUAUAAAAUUAUUUAUUACUUUAUGUUGUUCUACUCUUCUAGUUAAGAAUAUCAUAUGUAUAUUUUUGUUUAUUUUUCUUUGUUUUAACACUUAUCUUGAUACAGAGUCAGUCACAAAUAAAUAAUAAGUGAUACACAUUUUCCAAAAUUACUAGUUUGCCUUGUGUUUAUGUAUAAUGUGUCUACGUAAUUUGGAGGCAUAUGGAAAACUUUUUUUACAAUUUACAAAAAGUUAUUCUUGUGCAUGGUCUAAAUCCUAAAAUACAAUCAUCUGAUAUCAGAUUUUAUCAGUCUUAUGCGAGUUUUGUCAAAAAAUUUGAUAUACUUUACUCUUGAGUUUAUUAUAAAACAAUAAUUAUGGUACGUAGAAUUCAUUUGCUUGUAAAUUACUAUAUUUUGUUACGUAAAGUACUGAAUGGGGGCGAAAGAAAUCUGGUAGAAUUAAUUGUUUGUCGAAGCUUUAACAAAAAUGCUCUAAUAGAGCUUUUUAGUAAAAAAGUAAUACGUACUAAUCUUUUAAAACAGUUUGAUAUCCUCCUUGUUGUAAGAGAUAUUAAAAAAAUGCAUUAACAAAAUUUAUAGGUUUGCUUGAAGGCCACAUAAAAUUAUUUAGAGGUAUACAGGGUGUUGCCCGACUCAAGUACGAACUAAACAUGUUUUUUUAACCAAUAUUAGUUUAGAUUUAAAUUACUCUAUUUCAUGGUGAUUACCCAUCAAAGAAGAGGGUCCAUGGGUCAAGUUAUCGAUUUUGAAACAUCAGAACCAUUUAUUGGAAAUUGUUCACCUUCAGUAUGAUCUGGAGAGAUGUCUCUCGCGCUUUGAGUACGAAGGAUCGAGGGUGGCGGCCAUUCCCUUUUUUUGUGUAGUGUCUAUAAACAUGCGAACCCACACGCUUUUGAAUGGGCUUUAGUUUUAAUAACCAAUCGUAUUUAGUUCUUGCUUUUCGCCGUAAGGUGACAGUAUAAUGUAAUUUUUUUUGUGUCAUCGGCAUCAACUGCUAAUCAACUGUUCUGUGUAGGCUUUGUUACUGUUUCCCAGCGCCACUUUAGGAACAACACUGUUAAUUAGAACCCAACAGUGAAUGGCCGAGUGGGAAAUCCUACCAAGGCAUCAGAAUUAAUUUUGAAUAAUUAAAUUAAAAAAAUCCCGGCCAACGGUGGGAUUCGAACCUGGGACCCUUGGAUCCACAGGCAGAGACCAUAAGGUAAUUAUUUGAUAAUAAGAAUGAAACAACUGAAAUUUCUCUGAUUAGAAAUGAGCAGAUUAAGCGAAACAUGCUUAGGUGAAAUCGAAGGGUAAAAUGUUAUU